UACAGAAUGCACACAGGAAAGAAAUCAUAUCACUGUCCUGAUUGUGGUAAAAGUUUCAUUACAAAUUCCCAGCUGGUGAUACACCAGAGGACUCACACAGGAGAGAAACUCUUUGAAUGUCCUGAUUGUGGGAAAGGUUUUGGUCAGAAUUCCAACCUGGUGGAACACCAGAGGACUCACACAGGAGCAAAACCCUUCAAAUGUCCUGAUUGUGGGAAAGAUUUUAGUCUGAGUUCCAGCCUUGUGAGACACCAGAGGACUCACACAGAGGAGAAACACUUUGAAUGCGCUGAUUGUGGGAAACAUUUCAGUCAGAAUUAUGAGCUGAUGAACCACCAGAGGACUCACACAGGAGAGAAACCAUUUGAAUGUCCUGAUUGUGGGAUAGGUUUCAGUCAUAAUUCCAGCUUGGUGAAUCAUCAGAGCAUUCACACAGGAGAGAAACCCUUUGAAUGUUCUGAUUGUGGGAAAUGUUUCACUCGGAAUUCAAGCCUGGCAACACACAAAACAACUCACACAGGAGAGAAACCCUUUGAAUGUCCUGAUUGUGGGAAAUGUUUCAGUCAGAAUUCUAGGCUGGUGGAACACCAGAGGACUCAUACAGGAGAGAAACCCUAUGAAUGUCCUGAUUGUGGGAAACGUUUCAGUCAGAACUAUGAGCUGAUGAACCACCAGAGGACUCACACAAGAGAGAAACCCUUUGAAUGUCCUGAUUGUGGGAAACGUUUCAGUCAGAAUUAUCGGCUGGUGAAUCACCAGAGGAUUCACACAGGAGAGAAACCCUUUGAAUGUCCUGAUUGUGGGAAACAUUUCAGUCAGAAUUCCAGCAUGGUGAACCACCAGAGGACACACUCUGGGGAGAAACCCUUUGAAUGUCCUGUUUGUGGGAAAAGUUUCAGUCAUAAUUCAAAUCUCGUGAUUCACCAGAGGACUCACACAGGAGAGAAACCCUAUCAAUGUCCUGAUUGUGGGAAACGUUUCAGUCAGAAUUAUUGCCUGGUGAACCACCAGAGGAUUCACACAGGAGAGAAACCCUUUGAAUGUCCUGUUUGUGGGAAAAGUUUCAGCCAUAAUUCAAACUUGGUGAACCACCAGAGGACUCACACAGGAGAGAAACCCUUUGAAUGUCCUGAUUGUGGGAAAUGUUUCAGUCAGAAUUAUCGGCUGGUGAACCACCAGAGGACUCACACAGGAGAGAAACCCUUUGAAUGUCCUGAUUGUGGGAAAUGUUUCAGUCAGAAUUAUCAGCUAGUAAACCACCAGAGGAUUCACACAGGAGAGAAACCCUUUGAAUGUCCUGUUUGUGGGAAAAGUUUCAGCCAUAAUUCAAACUUGGUGAACCACCAGAGGACUCACACAGGAGAGAAACCCUUUGAAUGUCCUGAUUGUGGGAAAUGUUUCAGUCAGAAUUAUCAGCUAGUAAACCACCAGAGGAUUCACACAGGAGAGAAACCCUUUGAAUGUCCUGUUUGUGGGAAAAGUUUCAGCCAUAAUUCAAACUUGGUGAACCACCAGAGGACUCACACAGGAGAGAAACCCUUUGAAUGUCCUGAUUGUGGGAAAUGUUUCAGUCAGAAUUAUCAGCUAGUAAACCACCAGAGGAUUCACACAGGAGAGAAACCCUUUGAAUGUCCUGUUUGUGGGAAAAGUUUCAGCAACCGUUCCUAUUGGUUCCGACACCUGUGCCGGCCGGCGGGAGAAUUGCAGCCAUCAGAUUGCUUAACCAUCUGACAGCUAUGGUAUAAAUAGCUGUCAGAUGGAAGGAGAAUUGUUCUAAGCUGUUAUUGUGGUUGUCAAUAAACACGUUAAUGGUUCAAA
Molecule: messenger RNA, 1818 nt
Organism: Thamnophis sirtalis
Lineage: Eukaryota; Metazoa; Chordata; Lepidosauria; Squamata; Natricidae
Source: RefSeq, a predicted model, not a curated record